Molecule: messenger RNA, 2375 nt
Organism: [Torrubiella] hemipterigena
Lineage: Eukaryota; Fungi; Ascomycota; Sordariomycetes; Hypocreales; Clavicipitaceae
Source: the annotation of a GenBank genome assembly
UGAAUGUUGUCAUCUUGCCGCCACCUCGCACCAGCCUGACUGUUUAUCCAUUCUUCCACCACCGCCAGCGUAUUGAAUCUGCAUUGCGGGCAAUACUGAUUUUAUACCAAAAUAGUCUCUCGGGAAUUUAUCGUGAUACGAUUACACCGUCUGCACCUUGUCUGGCAUGGUUAACGGCCCCUUUGAUCGCUAAUUCCGGGGUUCGGCUGCGUUUGUUGAGUCGCCUGCCACGACCAGACCGACACACCUUACGAACAUAUUAUAAUAAAGAAUAGCUCAACAUGGCUGAUGAAACAAGCUCCUCUGGCUCAGCUCAGCCGGCGGGCAUCAACCUCAAGAUCGUCUCGCCGUCGCUCAGCGUUACCAAGCCGCUUUUAUUUCCCAACAUUGCCCCGACGACGACAAUCAGACAGCUCAAGGAAAAGAUUCGCGAUGAGCUGCCGCUACGGCCGACCGACGAGAACCAACGUUUAAUCCAUCGCGGAAAAGCGUUACUUAGAGAAACAGAUACUCUUGGCUUUAUUUUUGGACCAGAGGCGGCACAGUCGCCAGAGACACAGACUAUCCAUCUCGUCGUCAGAGAGCCAGCCGACCAAGCACCCCCUUCGUCAACCCCUCUCGCUGCUUCUACACCAAGCGUACCGACACUUUCGAAUCCUUUUCGCCCAACUACAAGCACCCCGCUGUCUGAUCCGACUGGCUCCCAACGACCAGUGAUGCCUUCGAUGCUGGGUCAAGGCCGAAUGCCGUCUCCGGCACCCGCUCCCUUCCCUGAUCAAGCUGGUCGCACUAUGCAGGAUCAGCACCAGAAUCUAAGCAACUGGUUGGCGAAUGUACAGCGAGAGGCUCGUGCAAGAGCCAUCAUAAACCAGGGACAGCGGGGUAGAGCGUACAUGGGUAUGCACGGCCUCGGUGACGGGGCACUACGAAGCGACAGCCCGGCUCCGUCACACACUAUUUAUCGCGAGACUAUUGCACCAAGUGGCCACACAUUUCACCUAGAGACUAGGACUGGUCCUAUAACACGCUCAACACACAUGGAUGCGCUCAACGCCCUUGGCUCUGCUAUGCAGCGUAGCGCGUCCGGCGCUUCCAUGUCCGGGCGCUCUCUUGCACAACCUGGAGUCACGGUUCCGGCUUUUAACAUGCCUGGGAGCGGGCGUGCAACACCAGACCCCAUGGCUAGAACCUCGCUCAACACAUACAGCGCUACUUCGCUUCCAAUGGUAGGAGCCACUCGACCGACUUUCGAGGUCUAUAUUCUCCAAUCCCCGGAUGGCCCGCAGGCCAUCUUGAUGAACACACAAACCACCGAAUCGUAUGCUAGUGCACGAGACUUUUCACCUAUUCGCUUGCCUGGCAUGACAAUCCGACCUGCUAGCUACCCAGCCCAAACACCAGCUGUUCCACAACCAUAUCCGCAGCCAGCUCCCCAGGCCAUGGGCCAAGCACCAGUUCAGCAACCACCGAACCCUCAGAUAGAGCCUAUUCAACCACUUCACGCGAAUAUUGCAGCACCAAACGUUGCCGGGUUGAUGGGGCAACUUGCUCCUCACUUCUGGUCUGCUGUCAGACUGGGUUUCUUUGUCUGGCUUGUAACGAACCAGUACACCAGUUGGACCCGGUUUAUAUUCACUAUUAUUAUCGCGAUCUUCAUAUUUAUUCUAAACACAGGAGCUCUCAAUGGCUACGGCGAGAAUAUCUGGCGACCUUUGGUACAGCGUCUCGAGGUCAUCUUCCCAACAGUGGGAAGACCCGCCAAUGCAGAGCCAGCGGCCGCGACGACAACAGAAGCUACUGCACCAGGGCCAGAAAACUUGCAGCCAGGUGAUAUGGCUGCCAGGCUAUUAGCUGAACACCAAAAUCGCGAGUCGUGGGCCAGCGUACAACUUAGACGAGUGGAGCGCGGGGGCCUCCUCUUCCUUGCUAGUAUUGCACCUGGAAUUGCUGAACGACACAUUGCCCGAGUUGAGGCAGAAGCUAGAGCGGAAGAGCAAAGACGACGAGAAGCAGAAGCCGCCGCAGAAGCAGCAGCAGAGGCAGCGAGGGCUGCAGCAGAAGCUGAGACAGAGAAUGGAGAAAAAGAGAAAACAACCGAAGUCGACGAGACGGAACCCUUGAUUCAGGACGAGCCAACUGACCAAGCCCAAGUUGAAGAAAUUGCAGCGGCAUAAAAUGUACUUGAUUCAUAGAUUUAGACCCCGAAGCAUCACUUACAAGCACAGCCCUUGGGCUCAAUACACCAUUGAGCUUUUAACACAGAUGAGACAUGGGAAAUAGCAUUUAUAGAUCCGAAUUGUAUACCAUUUGAAUUUCUUUCCCUUAAAUAAGCCCGUAUUGCAAAACCAUGUGCAUCGCUAUUGUCUGGAAAUGGG